Molecule: messenger RNA, 1707 nt
Organism: Apis florea (little honeybee)
Lineage: Eukaryota; Metazoa; Arthropoda; Insecta; Hymenoptera; Apidae
Product: coiled-coil domain-containing protein 137
Cellular component (GO): nucleus
Source: RefSeq, a predicted model, not a curated record
UAUAUAAAUUUGAUGAGAAUGUAAAAAUAACAUCUUAUAUUUCGGUUUACAAUUUCAAGCGGUCGUACAAACGAAAUGAUCAGAUGUCUUUUAUCUCUUAAUGCAGAAACUGGUUACUACGCUCUGGAAUCUCAUAAACCGAACGAGUUGAAUAAAUAAUAAAAGACCCGAGUUCUCGAAUGGAGAUUCAGAGCGUGAUAAAGUCAUUAUUUUUGUUGCAAUUAUGAGGAUAAAUAUUUUUCAUAUAAACAGCAUUCGUACAUCUGUCGCCAUCUGGACAGACGCCGUACAGUCUUGCAGAUGGCGCAACACGAACUUUCAGUUUCGAAACAUUAGAAUUCGGUGGUAGAAUAUUCGAUUCAAAGUUUUUUGUGAAAAAAAAAGUGUGAAUAAUUAUAAAACGUUAACGAAAUUGUUCGAAUUAUAAGAAAUUAACGAGUUGAUAAUAUAUACGGGAGACAGUUUUAUAAGUUACUUUAAAAUUACAAGAUUUUCGCAAUUCAAGAUUCAACAAUUCUACAUAAAUAUACAAGUGCAUAUAUGUAAUAUUGGAAGAGAUUCAAAAAAUACAACUAGAAGAAGACGAGAUUACAACGAAUGUCGACCACGUGAAAAUCGUGUCUCGUUGUUUAUCGAAUACAAAUGGGUCGAAAAAUCCCAGGAAAAAAGCACAGAGGUGUGAAAGAUCCUUUUAAACAACAGGCAAAACGUCAGGCAGAGUUAGAAACAAAGAUAAAUGCACCGCCAAAAGAUGUGAACGAACAAGCUAUACCGAAAAGUUUAGAAAAAAUAAUAAAGUUAAAAGAAGCAGUGAAAUUGGGAAAAAUAGGUAAAAUAAAAAAAAAGAAGAAGAAGAAAAAUAAUCUUAUAUCCAUUGGUAAACAGGAAUCUAAGCUUUUACAUCCAAAGGCUAGACCAGAGAAAGUUGUUCCUAUAUUUCAACAAAGGCCUGGGGAAACUGAACAACGAUUUUUACAUAGAGUUAAUCGAGAUACGCAAAUUUUCAUUAAUGAAUUUGCUUUUGAGAAAAAAUAUGAUGUUCAAGUUAAUCGAAAUCCAGAAACAGGAAACAUCGAAGGAGUUUCAAAAUGUGAACAAACUGAAUUAGACAAAAUUGAAAUGUUGAAAUCGAGUCAUAAAAAUAUUAAAAAAAAGAAAAACAGUGAUAUCAAUAAGAUCAAAAUGACUAAAACUGAAAAGAAAAAGGAGAAAUUGAAAUUGAAGAAAGAGAAACAAAUGGAAGAAAAAUUAGAUGAAUUUGAUAAUUUUAAAGAUCAAGUUGAAUUUGGAGAAGUGGUUCAUGAACCACCUCAAUUAAAAAUCAAACCAAAAAAUGCUAAUGCUAUAAAUGUCUCUAAACCUGGCAGAAAGAAUCUUCUUCUUUAUUCGAUGCUCAAGAAAAAUGAAAAUUCAAAGAUGGAUGCUAAGAAGAGAAUAACUAUAGAUAGAUCAGGAAAACGUAGAAAAUUACCACUUGGAGAAAGGAGACAAUUAGAAAAACAACAGAAUGAUGUUAUAGCAGCAUAUAGAAGAUUGAAAGCACAAAAAUCUGCUGGUAUUAACUAGGGUAUGUAAAUGAUUAUAAAAUUUUAUGUAGAAUUUUUUUUUAUAUUGUUGCUUUUUACAAGAUUGCUAUGAAUUGUUUUAUUGUAAUUGUGAAAUUUACUUUUAUUUUAAUAAAAUGUACAAUUUUUUUAUCAUAGUAAA